This is a messenger RNA of Diceros bicornis minor, 591 nucleotides long. RefSeq names its product chromosome 5 C15orf61 homolog (gene C5H15orf61). The transcript is spliced from 2 exons. Lineage: Eukaryota; Metazoa; Chordata; Mammalia; Perissodactyla; Rhinocerotidae. The record is from RefSeq and is a predicted model, not a curated record. The coding region runs from base 21 to 494 and encodes 157 amino acids.
GGACGCGGGCAAGGCCGGCCAUGGAGGCCCUGCGGAGGGCCCACGAGGCCGUGCUCCGGCUGCUGCUGUACCGGCCCUGGGCCUCGGGCGCCGCCUCCCGCCCGAAGCCCCGCGCCUCGGAGGUGCUGACGCUGCACCUGCUGCAGCGGCGUCUCCCGCACUGGACCUCCUUCUGCGUGCCCUACAGCGCCGUCCGCAACGACCAGUUCGGCCUCUCUCACUUCAACUGGUCCGUGCAGGGCGCCAACUACCAUGUCCUGCGCACUGGCUGCUUCCCCUUCAUCAAGUACCACUGCUCCAAGGCCCCUUGGCAGGACCUGGCGCGGCAGGACCGCUUCUUCACGGCGCUCAAGGUCAUCAACCUCGGUAUUCCAACUUUAUUAUAUGGACUUGGCUCCUGGUUAUUUGCUAGAGUCACAGAGACUGUGCAUACCAGUUAUGGACCAAUAACAGUUUAUUUUCUAAAUAAAGAAGAUGAAGGUGCCAUGUAUUGAAAAUGUGCAUUGGAGAACAUAAAUAUCAGUGGAUUUUCUCUUGUGUGUAUGUGCAAUAUUUAUUUUUGAUCCUUUAAAAUAAAACUUUUUGCAAACA